This is a messenger RNA of Ilex paraguariensis (yerba mate), 774 nucleotides long. The record is from the annotation of a GenBank genome assembly. NCBI's taxonomy places the organism in Eukaryota, Viridiplantae, Streptophyta, Magnoliopsida, Aquifoliales, Aquifoliaceae.
AUGCAGCUGAUAUAUCGAGAAGUGGAAUGGUGGAUGAAGCGGAGACAGUUGCCUUCUCACCUGAGACGAAGAGUUCGUCAUUUUGCAAGUCAAAGAUGGGCAACCACGGGAGGACAAGAUGAGAGAGAACUGACCAAAGACCUACCUCAAGGGCUGCAAAGGGAUAUUAAGUGUUAUCUUUGCUUAGAUCUGAUUAAAAAGGUACCGAUGUUCCACAGCUUGGGUGAUGUUAUCAUCGACAACAUCUGUGACAGAGUGACGCCCCUAGUCUACUCCAAAAAUGAAAAGAUUAUUAGAGAAGGAGACCCUGUGCAACGGAUGGUAUUCAUCGUCAGUGGACGCAUAAAAAGAAGUCAAAACCUCAGCAAAGGGAUGGUAGGCACGAGCAUGUUAGAAACCGGAGGCUUUGUGGGCGAUGAGCUCCUCUCACAGUGCCUUUGUCGUCCAAGUGUCGACCAGCUACCAGCCUCAUCAGCAACAUUUACUUGUGUUGAACCAACAGAGGCAUUUGGUCUUGAUGCACACCAUCUUCGCUAUAUCACAGAUCAAUUUCGCCACGAUUUUGCUAGCAAGAAGCUCAAGCAAACAGCGAGAUAUUACUCGUCCAAUUGGAGAAGCUGGGCAGCUGUGACCAUUCAAUUUGCUUGGCAGCGUUACAUGAUGAGGACUAAGGGUUCAGAGAAUCUUGUGAUUGAAAAUGGAGAUAGUGAGCGUCGGCUGCGGCAGUGUGCUGCAAUGUUCAUGUCAUUAAGGCCACAUGACCACCUGGAAUAA